AUAUGGCCGACAAAGUAGUUUGUUUUAAAAUUCUGUGUUGACAAUGGUUCAAUAAUCAGAAGUUCAGAUAACUGAAUGGGAACUAAACUUUAAUUCGACGAUGUAAACCAAGGCAGUGGACAUUUCUACAAAAUUUAUUGUCACAAAAGCAGCAAACAAAAGAGGUCACCCAAUUUCAAAACUGUGUUUCGAGAAAUACAGAAUCGACAAUUCAUCAAUCAAAAUCAAUGUUUUGAAGAUUGCAUAACGCUGACAAAAUUCUGCAAAAUAAAGCAAAGGUCAGCAUUUAAAUAUUCAAGCACUUCAUUUACACAAGUAGAUCAUUGAUACAAAAUGGCGGACAAAGGAGAAGAAAAAGUGGAGGAAUCGACAGAGGGAAAUGAGGAUAAGGCAUCGACAAGUACAUCGGGUGGAAUACAGUUGAUCCCUCUUCCUGUGAAGGAGAAGGAAGCAACUAAACCCACUGAAGAUCCCUUCCUGAUUAACACACGGCUGAUUCCACAAGCGGAAUUAAAAGAUCAGUCGAUGAGAGAAUUGGAAGGAUUGGGUUUAAAUAUAUUUGAUCAAGAUGAAUUUGAAAAAGGUGUCAUGGAUCAAGUGGGACAAAUGUUGGCAGAAGAAGAAGAAAAGAGAGUUCGUAAAAUAAUUGAAAAAGAAAUAAAAGGAGUUGAAGAUGAUAUAAGACAAACUAAAACCGAUCUUGUACAUAUUUUAAAAGUUGUUGCUCAAUGGAGUAAAGGUGACACCAGUAAUCCUGAAGUUAAACGACGUCUUGAUUCUGUUCUCAAAUCUAAAGGCAACAAGUUGAAACAGAUGAAGAAAUUAAUGUCCAGAAAAAAAGUUUUACAAGCUAAAUUAGACGGAGUGGAAAGGGAGAUAAGCGAUGAAGAUGAUUAUGAUGAUGGUGGUAUGAGUGAAAUUUUGAAAAAGGACACCAUUACAGAGUCUGAACGAGAGAGAAUGAUCCGAGUUGGGGAGAUGACCCCGUUUGGGACAAUCGUCAAAGAUUGUGCCGCACCUAAGAAAACCGUUACCGAUGAAACGGAACCGGAUUCUGAUACAAGAAAAGAAGAAUUACGAUUAUAUCUUUUAAAUAAACUAAACAAAAAGAAAGGCAUUAAAAGAGCUUCAGAAACUAUCACAUUGGAGGAGACAAGUUCGCGCGAUGACUGCUCUUCUGAGAAGAAGGCUAAAAGCAAUACAGAAGGGGAGGAUAACUCCGGUGAAUGUAGGCUAGCAAGACGAAGGAAGAUAUUACCGAUAGGUGUCAGUCCCGAUGAUCCCGAGUUGAGUGGUGAGGAAUUGGAAGAUGGAGAAAUUGGCGGGGAAAGUGAUGAAGAAUAUGUUCCACAAGAUCAGGAACUGUACGCUGAUUCCGAGGAAGAACUUGAUCCAUCACAGAUAGGGAAAACCCCUAAAAUAAAGGGAACUGGAAAACCCCAGAAAGCAAGUAACGGAAUUGGUGUUGUCAAACGUGUAAAAGUUGUAAAAGUAAAAAAAGAAUCGACUGUAAUUAGAAAAACUAAAGAUGAUGGAGAUACCAGAUACUUCCAAAAACGACUUCAAAUGUUUCAAAAAGAAGAAUUACGAAGACAAGAAUUAGGUGAUGUAGAAGAUGAAGAUGAGGAAUUUGACGGAGGAUUAGUUGUACCAGGUAGAAUCUGGAGUAAAUUAUUCAAAUAUCAAAGAACUGGAGUCCGAUGGUUGUGGGAAUUACACGGACAGGAAGCUGGAGGAAUUGUGGGAGAUGAAAUGGGUCUGGGUAAAACGAUUCAGAUGAUUGCGUUUCUUGCAGCUCUUCGUCAAAGUAAACUUCCUAAUAAACAUUUUCCGUAUAGGGGACUGGGACCAUGUAUGAUCGUCUGUCCAGCUACAGUCAUGCAUCAGUGGGUGAAAGAAUUUCACAAAUGGUGGCCUCCUUUCAGAGUGGCUGUUCUCCAUUCUUCUGGUUCUUAUUCAGGAAAAGAGUCUGAGUUAAUACGAAGUAUCGUUAAAGAUCGUGGUGUUAUAAUAACAUCGUAUAAUACAUUAGUUGGUUACCAAGACGACGUGUUACCCUAUAACUGGCAUUAUAUCGUACUAGAUGAAGGUCAUAAAAUCAGAAACCCAGAUGCUCAGGCCACACUGGCUUGUAAACAGUUCCGAACAUCACACCGCCUCAUACUAUCUGGAUCACCGAUACAAAAUAACCUGAAAGAGUUAUGGUCCUUGUUUGAUUUUAUAUUUCCCGGUAAACUUGGAACACUGCCAGAUUUUCUACAGCAUUUCUCGGUUCCCAUUGUACAAGGUGGUUAUUCUAAUGCUACACAAAUACAGGUGGAAACAGCUUAUAGAUGUGCUUCUAUUUUACGAGAUACAAUCAAUCCAUUUUUACUGCGCAGAAUGAAGGCCGAUGUCAAGGUUAACUUGGAUUUACCAGAGAAAAAUGAACAGGUAUUGUUUUGUCGGUUGACAGAUAAUCAACAUGAUGUAUAUGAAGAGUAUUUAGCGUCGAGAGAAUGUCAGAGUAUUUUACAGGGAAAAUAUCAGAUAUUUGCUGGAUUAAUUACACUACGUAAGAUCUGUAAUCAUCCCGAUAUUUGUACCGGAGGACCAAAAGUCUUUGAUCCAAAAGAAGUUGAAAACGAUGAGAGUUUAAAAUAUGGUUAUUAUACCCGAUCAGGUAAAAUGAUCGUUGUGGAAGCGUUGUUACGAUUGUGGAAAAAACAAGGACACAAAGUUUUACUCUUCUCACAGAGUACAAAGAUGUUGGAUAUAUUAGAGUUUUUUGUACAACAGAAGAAAUAUGAAUAUUUACGAAUGGAUGGUAAAACAACUAUAGGUGGUAGACAACCUUUAAUUUCUAAAUUUAAUCAGGAUCCUAAUAUCUACGUAUUUCUGCUGACGACUAGAGUUGGGGGCUUAGGUGUAAAUUUAACGGGAGCCAAUCGUGUAAUUAUAUUUGAUCCUGAUUGGAACCCAAGCACGGACACACAGGCCCGUGAACGGGCAUGGCGAAUCGGACAAAAGAAACAAGUUACUAUUUAUAGAUUAUUGACGUCGGGUACGAUAGAGGAGAAAAUAUAUCACAGACAAAUUUUCAAGCAGUUUUUAUCGAACCGUGUGCUCAAGGAUCCGAAGCAGAGGCGUUUGUUUAAGAGUAACGACAUCUAUGAACUAUUUACGCUUGGAUCUAAAGAUAAUGAGGAAGGCACAGAAACUAGCGCCAUAUUCGCAGGAACCGGGUCUGAUGUCAAAAUUCCUAAUAAAAAGGAAAAUUUGUUUGAUGAAAUGAAGACGAAAAAAUCCCAUGACGAGGAAGAAGAUGCAUACACGUCGACGCUCGACUCAAAUGAAAUGACGCGGAUGAGAGAACUCGCUCGUAAACUGAGCCAACAGAUGGAAAAAAAUAAAACAAAAAAUGAUCUCAAUUCAGAAACGGAUAAUCCCUCCACAUCAACACCGGUUAAAAAAACUGUUAUAACGUACGCUGAUUAUAAAAAACAAAAACUUGAGAAAGAAAAUGGUGAAAAAUCUUCCUCAAAAUCAGACGCUCAAACGUCCAGCUCAAAACAUUCUCACUCACGAUCUAAAGAUACCUCAACAACUUCAAGUAGCAGCCAUAACUCAGGAAAAAAACACAAAAAGAAGAAAAGAGAUGCAAGAUUUGAAGGAGAAAGAAUUCCACAUUUAGUAAAACAAAAGACGUUUACAACUGGUGGAGAACAACCAGAUGAUGAGACACAACAAAAUACCAGUCAGGAGGAUGAUUACGUUCUACGAAACCUCUUCAAAAAAGUUGGAAUCCAAGGUGCCAUGAAACAUGAUAAAAUAAUGGACAGUGGUCGACCAGAUUACGCUAUCGUCGAGGCAGAAGCGGAGAAGGUUGCUAAGCAGGCCGUAGCUGCUUUACGAAAGUCAAGAACAAAUUGUACACCGGCGACAUCUGGUGUUCCAACAUGGACGGGACAAAAUGGAGGAAUCAAACGUAGAUUUGGAAAGAAGAAAAAUACUUUGAUAUUAAAUGGAGGGGGUAAAAUAAUACCAGCUACAGAAACUAAGGAGGAAGCGAAAUCUAAAGAAGACUCAACAACCAAACAUUUUGAUGGAUCGGUGUCGGGUUACGUAGCAACAACCAACUCUGCGAUAUCGUCAGAUGAACUUUUAACCAGAAUGAGGCAACGUAAACAACAGUCUGCGACUUCUGCUGACGAUCCAAACGUCGAAACAUCUUCGGACAGACUGGAUCCGACUAAUAUGGAUCUGUUAACGGAUAUCAGAAACUAUGUCGCGUUUCAAGCUCGAAAUGAUGGACAAGCCAUGACUCAGGAACUUUUAGAUCAUUUUGGAAACCGUCUGCCCCCAGGAGACUCGGCCAAGUUCAAGGCCAUGUUAAGGCAGUUAUGUAAUUUCGACAAAACCUCAGGAAUUGGAAUUUGGCAGUUAAAGCAGGAAUUUAGAUGAUACAAAUGUUGAACCAGUUGCUAUAACUACAAUACCAACUCAAUAAACUUUUACUAACUGUGCCAGGCCAAUGAGAAAUUGUAAUUUGAAUUCUUAACUAUAAGAUAUUAGAAAAGCGAUUCAGACCAGCAAUCUGAUUAAAACACAGAUCCUAUUUCGUUUUGUUUUUUUAUAGUUCAAAAUUUCGUUUUACUUGUCUUCAGAUCUUCAUGUAGUGUAGGCCAUCGAAAGUAUAAAAAACGAAAUGAAAUAUAGAUCUGUAUUUUAAUCCGAUUGAUCCAUCAGUGGCUAGUUACGUUGUUGGUAUUGAACUCUUCGUUGAGGUAUGGAAUUGUAUAUAAGUUCCUGAAAUUUAAUCAAAUUGUGAUAUAGGAAAUAAUAGAGGCUAUGUUGUCCCAUCUAUCAUUGACUAGUGUCGUUGGUAUGGAACUAUUCAUUGCGGUAUGGAACUGUAUAUAAAUUCCUGAAAGUUGAUUACCAUGCGUUUCCUGACUAACAAUGACAUAUAUCUACAUAGAUUAUCAUGUCAUUCGAGACAUUUUAAUGUUUAAUAGUUUUAUAUCCACCACUAUCGGUAAUUGUAUCUGUAUCGGCCGAUAUAUUUCGCAGUCAAUAUCUGAUAUCGGUAAAUUGUGAUGAAGCUGUAAAUAAUAAUCAGUACAUUUAUACCACAUCAAACUCUGUUGUAUAACAAGGCCACACAAAUUUAAAUAUUUCUUCUUCUGAAACACCUUGUACCAACUAAGGCCACACUCGUUUUAAUUUUCCUGUUCGGGAAUACCUAGUCAAACGUAUGAUUCCUUUUUUUAGGGAAAAAUACUGAUCUAAAAGCAAAAAAAAUACUUGCCUGCACUUCUCAAAUUCCUAAAGGGGCAUUAUGGGAAAUUAGAUAAAGAGCUGGUAGUUCUCACUAUAAUAGUUAAAAACUAGAUAAUGUAAAAGGAAUAUGUUGGAAAUUUCAGUCAAAUUGAUCCACUCUGAAUUUUAGGCCUAGCCUCGAUCAUCAUUACUAAAGUCGGUGCAAAAAAAACCCAUAGUCUCGAUUAUCCAUUUUUGGAUUUGAUCAUCAAUGAGCGUUGAGCAGCAGAUCGGAUUCAAAUCCAGUGAUAAUCCAACACAUAAGAUGGCAUCGACUGUUGAUUAAGGUUUAGUCGUGUUAAUUAAUGUCUAAUUAAUAGUUUAUAUAACAUGUCGUGAUGUUAUUAUAUAUUGACCUUUUCCGAAUAUUGGCAGCUGCUGAACAAUUAUUUGUUUAUUUGUUGUACAGAUGGAGCCAAUUUUUUUUAUAUAUAUUUACUGAAAUCCAAGGCUACUGUUUGUUACUUGGGUAGUUAACCUAAAUAAUAAAUUGUUUAAUACAAUUAAUGGUUCUCAUUGAUGCAUAUUCAUUUAGUUAUUUUGUAUAAUUCUGAAUUACGGUCUUUUAUUAUUUAUUAUUUUGAUAGAAUAAAGCCUUUAUAUA
Patella vulgata (common limpet) is the source of this 5905-nucleotide messenger RNA. Its product is annotated as DNA excision repair protein ERCC-6. Gene Ontology annotation, molecular function: ATP binding; ATP-dependent chromatin remodeler activity. Lineage: Eukaryota; Metazoa; Mollusca; Gastropoda; Patellidae. Gene Ontology annotation, cellular component: nucleus. The transcript is spliced from 22 exons. The record is from RefSeq and is a predicted model, not a curated record. Bases 334 to 4443 code for a protein of 1369 amino acids. Gene Ontology annotation, biological process: transcription-coupled nucleotide-excision repair.